This is a messenger RNA of Vigna umbellata (rice bean), 1141 nucleotides long. RefSeq names its product trihelix transcription factor GT-3b-like. NCBI's taxonomy places the organism in Eukaryota, Viridiplantae, Streptophyta, Magnoliopsida, Fabales, Fabaceae. The record is from RefSeq and is a predicted model, not a curated record.
AGUCAACGAUUCCUGUCUUGUCCACAAAGCAAACUCGGAAAACCGAAAAGUAAUUGAAAAAAAGAACGAAAAACAAAAAGGAUAUUUUUUCCGAGGCUUCCACCAGCUCCAGUGCACCACUUCCGUUUUUUGAGUUUUCGCAUUUCCAAAACCCUAAUCACGAAUUCACAUUGAAACCACAUCGGGGUGGUGAAGAGGUCAAUGUUCGGUGGCGGAGGGGAGGACGCGUUUGCGGCGCGGCUUGGCAUGGUGACGCCGUCGCUGAUGAACCCCGCGACGUCGUUGGUGAUGUCCGGGGAGGUGUCAGCGGCGGUGAGGGAGGAGAGGGGACCCGCGCAGCCGCAGUGGAGCCAGCAGGAGACGCGGGAGUUCAUAUCGAUACGCGCGGAGCUGGAAAGGGACUUCACUGCGUCCAAGCGGAACAAGACGCUUUGGGAAGUGGUGAGUUCGAAGAUGAGGGAGAGAGGGUUCAGGAGGAGCCCUGAACAGUGCAAAUGCAAGUGGAAGAACCUCGUUAAUCGCUAUAAGGGAAAAGAGACAUCUGACCCAGAGCAUAGCAGGCAAUGUCCAUUUUUUGAAGAAUUGCAUGCAGUAUUUACCCAAAGGGCACAUAAUAUGCAACGAUUGCUUCUUGAAUCUGAAACUCGCUCAGCUCAAACCAAGAAAGGAGUGAAAAGAUCAAGUGGAGAUCGAUCUUCAGAGGAACUCUCAGAAGAUGACGACGAGGUUGAAUAUGACAGCGAAGAGGAAAAACCUUCUAGAAGCAAUACCCGCAAAAGAAAAGUUGACAAAGUUGGAACGGAUAAGUCUUCUUCAAGGGCAAACAAUCCAUCGAAUGCUGUCAAUAGUAGUACUAGUAGUAUUCAGGAAAUGCUAAAGGAAUUUUUCCAGCACCAGUUAAGGAUGGAGAUGCAGUGGAGGGAGAUGAUGGAGAGACGUGCUCAUGAAAGACAGUUGUUUGAACAGGAGUGGAGGCAGUCGAUGGAGAAGCUUGAGCGUGAGAGGUUAAUUAUUGAACAGGCAUGGAGGGAGAGAGAAGAACAGAGGAGAAUGAGAGAAGAGAGUAGGGCGGAAAAAAGGGACGCCUUAUUGACGACCCUUUUGAACAAACUCAUUAAUGAAUCUAACUAACUGAAGCAAA